Molecule: messenger RNA, 4638 nt
Organism: Pomacea canaliculata
Lineage: Eukaryota; Metazoa; Mollusca; Gastropoda; Architaenioglossa; Ampullariidae
Product: homeobox protein Nkx-2.3-like
Exons: 3
Coding region: 2931-4388 (485 amino acids)
Biological process (GO): cell differentiation; regulation of transcription by RNA polymerase II
Cellular component (GO): nucleus
Molecular function (GO): DNA-binding transcription factor activity, RNA polymerase II-specific; RNA polymerase II cis-regulatory region sequence-specific DNA binding
Source: RefSeq, a predicted model, not a curated record
CCAGAAGCUGAUUGGCUGUACGUGGGCAUUUAAGGAAGGCGGUUGGCAGAUUAGGAUCGGGAUUAAAUGAAGUUUAAGUCAAAGGCUGACAACAACACGGUUGCUGGUUGCGAGCAUUACUACCCCACUCAUCCAGCCCCCUGCAAUCGGGGUGGAGGGGGAGCGAGCGGCGCUAAGGGGGGAGGAGUACAGGGGGGCAAUUUAGCCUGGCCCACUUGAGCUCGGAGGGCGGGAACCUGGCACCGAGUCCCACGUGCUCCGCCAGAGCCUGCAGGAAUUAAGGAGCGUAAGCCAAACACCUUGAGCGCCAAGCGAGACCCUCGCCAGCGCGCGCCAAAGAGAAAUAAACGAAGUAAACCAGGGAGAGAGAGAGAGAAAUAGUGCGCCUCGCCCAGAGAGAGAGAGAUGCCUAGAGGUAGAACAGAGAAAAGUGAAGCUAAAAGACCAUUGACUUGAAGGCAAGCGAUCUGAUACGUCGAGGAUUCGGGGAAACCACCCGCCCGCCACCCCGGCCCCACCCUUUCCAACCCUCCCACCCCUACCCGCGCGUGCGCGCCAGCCACUCAAGCGUCGGCGGCCGAGAAUUUUAGCGCUUUGCGCCGAGUUUCCCUUCAGCCAUUCGAUCCUGCAAAGUGGCGUCGUUUGUGGCUCGACAAAGCAUCCCUCCGAAAGAUUGUCGGCGAUGACUGCAGUCAGAGCCUCGUAAACUGGCGAUAACGCGGCUGUGGUGGUGGUGGUGGCGGCGGCGGUGGUGGUGUGUAGGGGAGGUCAACGAGGAGAGCGCCGCAGCAGCAGCAGCAGCAGACUCGUUUACUACGCUCGGACAAAAAGUCUCGUUAGCCGGGGCUGGACGCUAAACUGUGAUUGUCUGUCUGUCUUGUUGGCUUGCUGCCGCUGCUUCGUUUUGGCCUGGACACCGGCAGUGUCUGGAAUUCUCUCUCGUCACAGCCCCAACCCCUCUACCCCAACUCCCUCAUUGCCUUUCUUCUACGACGAAGUUUGUCGUCUUCGACUUCCCAAACCUUCCACCAAGAAGUUGUGGAUCCUGGAGAGUAAGUCGGCACACUCUACGGUGGACAAGGUUGACACUGAACAUGAUGGUGAUACAAAGGUGAAAGUGGACAUACAAAACGUUGAAAGUCGUUACAAAGUUGUGUCCACCCACAUUGGAGGAUGUUUCAUGUCCACUUCAUUGACCUACUGAUCCACACCAUCUGGACCAUCGUUUGUUUCUGUUACUGACUCGCUUUCGCAGACCGCGAAAAAGUUUGUUUACCCUGUCUCCUUCAUCCUAGAAGAAAGGAGAGAGAAAAAAAAACCAACAACUACAACCACUACUUCCGCAGAUUGCACGUUCUUCAUACAUUCGUCAUAAGUCUCGGACAUUUUCUUUUUUCCUCCCUCGCAAAGCGAGAAGAUAGAGGGAAAUGGCUAUAUUAAAGCCCGGCAGCAAUUAAUUAAGUGACGAGAUACUUGCUGGGACGGCAAGCACAUUUCCAUCGACUGGCCUGAAAGAGGAGAAGUUUGUGUCAAAAGCAAAAAGGCUCGCUAUUUCAUCAGCUGUUUACAAAAGGGCUGCACGUGCUGGUUUCCGAGCAUCAGCCAUCAGCCCCCUUCUUUUUAAAAGAGGACAGGGGGCUUUUUUAUGUGUAAUUUCCCUCCACUUUCCAAUCUCGGCAAAUCUCAACUUUGAUAAGGAGGGGAGGGGGAAAAGAAGGGAAAGCAAGCUCUCCCUCCCCGACUUAUCGAUUUUCGCUUUGAAAACGAGGAGGGAGAGAGAGAGAAGCCGUUUAACGGCGGGAGAGGGAAGAAAAAAAUGUAUGCCAGAGAUGACUGCGGCAAGUGUUGAAGAUCGGGUUCUGAUUUUUCGAGAUAGUUAUUGCCAGCUGGGAUUUUUUUUCUUGUUCUUCUUCUUGGGCAAGUGAAUUCCCAAUGUGAUGAUCACUCUUUAUUUAAACUCUUGUAACAUGUCUCGUACCCUCCCGCAUCUACUGCCAUGUUUUACGGUCGUUUGAACGAUGACAAGAUUUGAGGAGAGAAGAUGGCGCUAAACACGGAUAGCAAGAAAGUAUCUUAAAAAAAAAAACCAAGCAAUAUUUUUGCUUAUGUCUAGAUGAAGGAGAUAUCAGACUACAACCACCACAACAUAAUACAGUUUUAAAAAUACAUCGAGGACCGAUUGAAUCAGGGAAGAACUUUUUUCUUGGUUGUACCGAAAGAGGGCGCCUCUGUUUUGUGUCACAGAAAUACGUUCUGUCAGGGAAGCAAGGGUUAGGUAAGAGGCAGCCCUGCCCACCAGCCUGUCACAUCGGGUGCCCCCACCACCCCAUCGUCAAGGACAGCGCGCCACGACGUCGCCCACGACGGACCACCAUCGAUCGCCCUCGCAACGACCGCAGUCUUUGUCACCGGUGAAGAACCACGUCGUGGAAGACAAAGACGCGAAUGUUGCACACCCAGAUUGGAAUAUCAGGCUCCCGCUGCCAACCAGCCGAUGGUUGCUUUUUUUAAAAAAAAGAUUUCAUUGCUGUUCUCGUUAACAGAUACAUCUGGCAUCUAGCGCAUUAGUGGGCGGCGCGUGAAAUUUGUGCAGCGCCCUCGUCAAGUAGUUUUUUUUCUCUGGAAGUUGCAAUUUGUCUGUCUCUUCGUGUUCCUCCACGUGACGUCUGGCCCACGAGGCGACGAAGGGUGUUUUGAUUCUCCUAAGAAAAAGGAAACAAACAAAUAAACAAAAAAAAAACAAUUGAGGUAACUUGAAUAACAACGGGUUGUGUCGGCUCGCGGAGUUGUGUUGGUCUCCUGUUCAUGUUACUGUGUGGUUGUGGAGUCGUCGUCCUUUCUCAUCGUCCCUGUCGUUGGUGAGGAACUGACUGAACAGCAAGAGUUCUUCAAGCCAGGAGGACAGGUCUCUAGCUUCUACAGCCUGUGUGAUGGUGAUGCGGGACGGGGCAUCGUCCAGCAUCUUGUGCCACAUGGAGAGGGGCGCAUCCAGCCAGACCGGCACCAGCAUCGGACACCCGGUGGGCAUUGCUGGAGGGGUGAGCGUUGGCAUGAUGGUGUCGCGACAGGUGCAACACCUGAGCGGCUUCCCCCUGGUGGUCAGCGGGGGGAGUUUGAACCCCACGGUCACCUACACUACCCCACGAACGUGGCACCCGCACAUCUACGAGCGACCACCCCGACAACCCACAUCCUUCCUGAUCGCGGACAUCCUGGGCAUCAAAGACUCUCUUCACCGCCAGGAAAAAUGCGCACAGCCCUCGUCGCCUGAACACAGAGCCUCCCAGCACCAUCAGCACCAACACCAGCGCCAUCACAACCACCACCACCAUCAUCAUCAUCAACAGCAGGUCAAGUCUCGCCUGACCUCCAUCGACGACACGGAACGCCGGGAGACUUCGACACGAGAAAACAGCGCCAAGAACCACAGCAACAACAGCAGCAGCAGCAACAGCAGCAGCAGUAGCGCCAGGUCAAACAGCGGGUCACCACAUUCUCCGAAUUCAGAGUCGGACAGCGCAGAGAAGAAGAGAAAAAACGGGGAUGAAAAUGGAGAGCAGCCAGCUAAGAAGAAGAAAGCCAGAACUACCUUCACCGGCCGGCAAAUAUUCGAGCUGGAGAAGCAGUUCGAGCAGAAGAAGUACCUGUCGUCCGCAGAACGCGCUGAGAUGGCGGCGCUUUUGAACGUCACCGAGACACAGGUGAAAAUCUGGUUUCAAAACCGCCGCACCAAAUGGAAGAAGCAGGAAAACAUUUCCAGCGCCGAGGUGGCCGAACACAAGCUGAACGCCGAGAAACAUCUGUUGAAGUCGAGCAAGAACAAGAAACAAGGGGAGAAAACCGCAACACUGGCGGCAAACACUCCAGCUGCGGCAUCGACAUCAGCAACAGCAGCAGCAGCAACUGUAGCGGCAAGCGAGCAGCUGUCGGAGGACAGCGGUAGUGGUGGUGUGUGCCCCGAGCCAGUUGACUUAGGGGUGGUGGUCGUGGGUGCCGGGUGUGGAGGGCACCUCACUAAGGGCAGACACUCCGGAGGCAGCAACGGUCACAAUGGUGUUCCAGGCCAGUCUGGAAUCAACAGUGGGCCGUUUGGAUGUUCUACACCAACCUCCAUUCCUCUACCCUUGGUCCCCUUGCGUGUCUCGCUCGGCUCUCCACUGGUCCACGGGGGGCCCAUCCUGACAGACACGGCCACCAGCCCCGGCCCGCUCCUAGCAGACGACCUGGAUGCUGAUGACAGCAGUGACAUAGACAUCGCCAGCUUGGAGGAGGGUCCACAAUGCCGUGACCCCGGCCUUGGCCUCUGUCGGCCGACUCACCGGUCAACCUGGUCAAACCCAGAGCGCCGCCGGACUUCCGGUCUAAAAGCCCCGCAGAGCUCAAGAUGAAAAUUGAGGACCUUCGAGGUUGUGACGACAACGGCGUGAUGUUGUCGAACGUCAGCGAGGGUUGUGCGAGGGCCGACGUGAACGACUCUAACCUGGAGGACAGCGGCGACAAGUCGUGCCCCACCGCGUGAUACAAGUGUGACGUCACUUGGGUGACUUUACGCUGACUUAACGCUGACUUUGGUUGACUGGGUAUGCUUUGAUCCAUUUCUUGUGAAAGUUCUUGGUUUUAUUUUAUUAUUUUUUAUUA